Molecule: messenger RNA, 2386 nt
Organism: Toxotes jaculatrix (banded archerfish)
Lineage: Eukaryota; Metazoa; Chordata; Actinopteri; Toxotidae
Product: tripartite motif-containing protein 16-like
Exons: 1
Coding region: 96-1745 (549 amino acids)
Molecular function (GO): zinc ion binding; protein binding
Source: RefSeq, a predicted model, not a curated record
UUCACUGCAGAAACACAUGUUGUUUAGAUCAGAGCUCAAACCAGUUUGAAAGAAAGAAAGUGAAACUCAGACAGUCGUUGUCACUGAGAGGUGAAAUGGCGCAGAGAGGAAUUCAACUGGACCAGGAAACUUUCUCUUGUUCCAUCUGUCUGGAUCUACUGAAGGAUCCGGUGACUAUUCCCUGUGGACACAGCUACUGCAUGAGCUGUAUUAAAAGACACUGGGAUGAAGAGGAUGGAAGGAAAAUCCACAGCUGUCCUCAGUGUAGGAAGGACUUCAUACCGAGACCUGACCUGGUGAAAAACACCAUGUUAGCAGAUUUAGUGGAGGAGCUGAAGAAGACUGGACUCCAAGCUGCUCCUGCUGAUCACUGCUAUGCUGGACCUGAAGAUGUGGCCUGUGAUUUCUGCACUGGGAGGAAACUGAAAGCUGUCAAAUCCUGUUUGGUGUGUCUGGUCUCUUACUGUGAGAAACACCUCCAGCCUCACUAUGAUGUACCUCAGUUAAAGAAACACAAGCUGGUGGAGCCCUCUGAGAAGCUCCAGGAGAACAUCUGCUCUCGUCAUGAUGAGGUGAUGAAGAUGUUCUGCCGCACUGAUCAGCAGUGUAUCUGUUAUCUCUGCUCUUUGAAUGAACAUAAAGGCCACGACACAGUCUCAGCUGCAGCAGAAAGGACUGAGAGGCAGAGAGAGCUGGAGCUGAGUCGACAACAAAUCCAGCAGAGAAUCCAGGACAGAGAGAAAGAUGUGGAGCUGCUUCAACAGCAGCUGGAGGCUAUCAAUGGCUCUGCUGAUAAAGCAGUGGAGGACAGUGAGGAGAUCUUCACUCAGCUGAUCCGUCUCAUGGAGGAAAGAAGCUCUGAUGUGAAGCAGCAGAUCAGAUCCCAGCAGGAAAGUGAAGUGAGUGGAGUCAAAGAGCUUCAGGAGAAGCUGGAGCAGGAGAUCACUGAGCUGAAGAGGAAAGAUGCUGAGCUGAACAAGCUCUCACACACACAGGAUCACACCCACUUUCUACACAACUACCCCUCACUGUCACCACUCAGUCAAUCUACACACUCAUCCAGCAUCAAUAUCCGUCCUCUCAGGUACUUUGAGGAUGUGACAGCAGCUGUGUCAGAGCUCAGAGAUAAACUACAGGACAUUCUGACAGAGGAAUGGACAAACAUCUCACUGACAGUGACUGAGGCCAAGACCAGAGCUGGAUUCUUAAACUAUUCACAGGAAAUCACACUGGAUCCAAACACAGCAAACACACAUCUGUUAUUAUCUGAGGGAAACAGAAAAGUAAGAUUAAUGAGUAAAGAUCAGUCUUAUUCUCGUCACCCAGACAGAUUCACUUCAUGUUGUCAGGUCCUGAGUAGAGAGAGUCUGACUGGACGUUGUUACUGGGAGGUGGAGUGGAGAGGAGGAGGAGUUUAUGUAGCAGUCGCAUACAAGAAUAUCAGCAGAGCAGGGAGACCAGGUGAAUGUAGAUUUGGACGUAAUGACAAAUCUUGGGCAUUAAAUUGUUUCCAAAACAGUUUUUCAUUUUGGUACAACAACAUCGACACUCCAGUCACAGGUCCUCAGUCCUCCAGAGUAGGAGUGUACCUGGAUCACAGUGCAGGUAUUCUGUCCUUCUACAAUGUCUCUGAAACCAUGACUCUCCUCCACAGAGUCCAGACCACAUUCACUCAGCCUCUCUAUGCUGGACUUUGGCUUUAUGGAUAUGAUGGAGACACAGCUGAGUUGUGUAAAGUGAAUUAGAUAAAAGUCAUUGAAGGUGCAGUUUGUUAAAAUGUAUAUUUUAGUUGUUGAAGUGAUUUUGUCUCCAUGUUUGUUGCCGUUGUGUUUGUGCACUGCACAGAGAUCAGCUGUCAAUCAAACAAUGAUUGUCAGCUCUUUAUUAUCUUCUCAUUUCUUGUUGUGUUGAUGUUUGAGUUUCUUUAGGUGGAGCUGGAGCCAUGGAGGAGAUCACUGCUCAUGAUGAUCUGUGUUUACCUCAACUCACAUUUCUCCACAUGAACAUAGAAACUUCUCUGUUCUCUAAAUGUUGAAACUAACAUGAGAAUAUAACUGAAGCAGUUUCCUCCUCAAACAGCACAAAGUACAGAGUUGAUGUUCAGAGCAGAGGAACAUCUGUCACUCAGUCUCUGUCCUUUCAGCUUCUUCACUAAAACAACUUUGUCACAGAGAAAUGAGCAGAGUUUUCUUUCACUUCUUGCUUUUUACAACCAACAUUUUGUUUGUGCUUCAAUCAAUAAACAGAGUUUGUUCUACAGACUGAAAGAACUGGACAAACCUUAAGAAAACAUUUGUUUAAAUUUGAAUGUGAGGACGUUUAUUUGAAUCUUGACUCACACACUUGUUUUCAUUCAAUUGUGUAUAAAUAUCAUGUGACUUCUGUG